UUGAUUCUCCUUUGAUAAAGACUCCUCCUCCUAUUCUCCUCUCGGUAUAAAUAUAAAAUAAUUUUAUUUGUAUCUGCGCAGAUAAUUUUGCGAAGAAGAAGAAGAAAGGGGAUUUCGAUUCUCCCCUCCCUUCCUUUCCCUUCCCCUUGUUCGUUCCUUUUGCCUCGCUUCGGAGAAAUGGGGAGGCGCAAGCUGGAGAUUAAGCGAAUCGAGGACAAGAGUGCCAGGCAGGUUACGUUUACAAAGAGGAGAAACGGAUUGCUGAAGAAAGCCAGGGAGUUAUCGAUUCUGUGCGAUGUCGAUGUCGGAGUGAUCAUCUUCUCCAGCAGGGGGAAGCUCUACCAUUACUGUAGCACCACCAGCCUGACAGACAUUCUGGAACAAUACCAAAGUCGUGUUGAAACUGAAUCAGGUCCUCGUGAAGGAGUUUCUGGUACACAAGAGCAAUACUCUAAAUAUGCAGGACUGCACACAAGUGUAGAACUCCUCCAUAUUGUGGAAAGGGAACUUGGAGAGCCGUAUGAUGACCAUCUUAGUGUGACAGAUCUUGUACAUCUAGAAAAACAACUUCAGGCUGCUUUAACACGAACCAGAUCAACAAAGACACAUUUGCAGCUGGAUAACAUAUCACGUCUCCAUGAAAAGGAAAAGAUUUUGGUAGAGGAGAAGGAUGAUCUGGGGGAAAAGAUUGCUGGAAGCACUUCAAAUGGGAAAAGAACAAGGUUGAUAUUGGAUCUCAACGUUGUAGCCAACGACAGUGAACUGAUAGAAGAAUAACAUAUAUUGCAUGAACUUGCUCAAAUCAUUUCAGACAUGUAAUUCAACAGCAUUGUGACAACUCAGCUGAAGGGGACUUAGCCAAAAGUUGCUUGCACCUCAUCCUCCUCUGUAUUAUGACACUCAGGCUAUUUCUGUGUAGUGUAAGCUUCUUAAUCCCUUUACUGUAUUAUCACCUUUUUGGCACUACUGAUUUAUCAAUGCAUGAAGUUUCUAAGUUUCGUCAACCAGUGUGAAGUAGUUUUCGUGAGUCGUACCUGUUUAAAGAACUGUUUGUUGAAAACAAAUACUUGGACUCAUGCCUGUUUAAAGAACUGUUUGUUGAAAACAUUUAUUUGGAACUUGUAUGUUAAGUGACUUUUUAUUGGCUUGCAUA
Andrographis paniculata is the source of this 1153-nucleotide messenger RNA. RefSeq names its product MADS-box protein EJ2-like. Gene Ontology annotation, biological process: positive regulation of transcription by RNA polymerase II. The transcript is spliced from 7 exons. NCBI's taxonomy places the organism in Eukaryota, Viridiplantae, Streptophyta, Magnoliopsida, Lamiales, Acanthaceae. The record is from RefSeq and is a predicted model, not a curated record. Gene Ontology annotation, molecular function: RNA polymerase II cis-regulatory region sequence-specific DNA binding; DNA-binding transcription factor activity, RNA polymerase II-specific; protein dimerization activity. The coding region runs from base 178 to 777 and encodes 199 amino acids. Gene Ontology annotation, cellular component: nucleus.